AUGAAUCAAUAAUAUCUGCAAGUUCCUAUGUCCUAAAGUAGAUAAUCAAUGACUUACGAAAAGUAUUAAUCUACUUCAGGAAUAGUUGCAAGCACUGAUAAGUAAAUUAAAAUGUUUAAUUUAGACGUAUUGCUGACAACAAUUAGAGCGGAAGAAAAAGUACCCUUUUCGAAGAUAAGUAUCAAAUUAUUGAAUAUGUAGACGAUAUGAGGAAUUACUUCAAGAUAAUAGAAAAUUGAAAGAGGUGAUUGAGCAAUUGGAUAAGGAUAAUUAGUAAUUAAAGUAGAUGUCAGGGGAGAGCUAUAACCUAAAAUAGAAAUAUAUGAUUGCAUAAGCAGAAUUGGAGGCUGCAUAACAGGAGUUAGCCAAAUUGAGAUCUCAACUCUUGAUGAGAAAUUCAUAAGAUGCAGAAUAAUCGACUCUUGUGACUAGAUACAAAUAAGAUGUAUCUACAUUGACUCAGCAACAGAUAUAAUACUAGUAAGGUAAAAUCUUAUUAAUUUUGAAGAAAUAUCUCAAUUAAAUGCUUUGCUAGAAUAAUAAAGGAAACAAGUAGAAGAAUUCUUAAGAUUAAAAAGUAAAUAUGAGUAGGAUAUCCAGACCUAUAGAAGUAGGUCUUAGAAUUUAGAGAUAGAAAUUAGGCAAGUGAAAGAGUAAAGGAACUCGACAACUUAAAAUGAAAUAGUAAGAUUGACUUAGGAAAUUGCAAGGUAUCAAUCUGAGGUUUAGGUUCAAUCAUCAGAUAAAGAAUUAUAUUAAAGAACAAUAUAGACUUUAAAUGAUAAAAUUAAGGAGAUGGAUAAUGACAUUUAGAUAUUGAUAGAAGCGCAUAAUUAGAAUCAAUAUAAAUUGGAAUCUGCCAUGGCUGAAUCGAAGAGUAAUAUGUAGUAUCAGAUCGAUUAAUUAAAAUAAGAAAUGACAUUUUAUCAAACUUAAUGUAGACAGUGGUAAGAAAAAUGUUAAACUGCUGAAAUGCAAAAGGAAGAAAGUGAAAGGAGAAUUAUUCAGAUGGAAAUUAGAAUAAAUGAAACUAAAAAAUAAAUUGAGUAAUAAUAGAAUGAUAAGGUGUAAAGAGAAAGUUAUCAAAUUCAUGCAAUUUAAAAUGAAUUAGAGAGUUGGAAAUAAAAAUAUGUAACCUUAGAAAUUAAGAUGAAGGAUUAUGACAAUUAUAGAUUGAAAAUAAUUCAAUUGGAAGAAUAAUCAAAUUUUUAUAAAACUGAAAAUGAUUAAAUGAAGGAGGAAUUAGAAAUCUUGAUUGCUGAAAUUAAAUAAUUAUAAGAAUAAAAUAAUGGAUAUCGCUUAAGUAUUACUUAAUUGGAAAGUCAAACAAGAAAUAGUGUAGAAAAUGAUAGACAUAAGUUAUAAAUUAGAAACUUAGAAAAUACUGUAAAUCAAUUGAAUCAAUAGAUAAAUGCAUAUAAAAUAGAAACCAAAGAACUUGAACAAUAGGUGAUUUAUCAUUAGAACAAGAAUACCCAUGUUGAUUAUUAGGUUAGAGAGAAAGAUGAAACAAUUUCAAAGCUUCAAUACAAAUUAAAUAAUAUGGAAAAAGAACUUAGGGUUAUCUUUGAGGAAUAGUUAAAAAUAGAGAAAUAAGAUUGGGAUAGAUAAAAGUAAUAAUACAUAGAUGAUCAAUUACAAAAGAUAACAAAGAAAUAUGAAUCUGAAAUCUCUACUUUGAGGUAACAUUUUUCCUCUUUAGAAAUAGAGAAUUAAACUAUAACAAAAUAAUAUGAAAGAUUUAAAAAAGAAGGAGAUUUGAGUUUUUAAAGAUAAUCAGAAAAAGAAAAAAGUAGAAUUAUUGAACUUGAAAGAUAAAUUUUAUAAUUAGAGAAUUAAUAAUCUUUAUAGAAGAAAGAAUUUUCGUUGAAAAUCGAGGAAGCCAAUUAAUAAUCCAACCUCAAGGAGUAUUAUGAGGCUUAACUUAAGUAGAUUAAUGAGAAAUUACAAAGAGAAUAAAACUAAGUUAAAUAAUUGAAUGAUCAAUUGUUAAUCGAAUAAAAAAAGAAUAUAGAUUUAGAAACCAAAUAUUCUCGAGAAAUAAGAGAUAUUAAAUUAUAAUAAGAAAAAAGAAUUGAAAUUCAAUCAAAUACAUAAUUUUCAUUAGAAUGGGAAAAUCAUCAAAAAGACAUGGAAAGGUUGAGAAGAGAAUAUCGAUUGAUUGAAUAAGAAUAUUAAGAGAUGGAAGUUCAAGUGAAAUUAUGGAAAGAAAAGUUUUAUGAUGAAUAACAAAAGCAUUAAGACAUAAGGCAACAAUUAAUUGAAAUAAGAUCUUAAUACGAAUCUCAUACAAUUGUCAAUACACAAUCAGAUUAUGAUAAAUAAAGAAUUCAAGAGCUUGAGAUGGAAAUAAUUUAAUUAUCAGAAUAGAUAAGAUUAUUUUCAAUUAGGGAAGAAAAAUAUAAAGAAUAAAUUACAACUUACUCCAUGACAGUAGAAAAACAGAAAUCUAAUUUUGAUGAUUUGAAGAGAAUUAAAUAAUUGGAGUAUGAAAUUGAAUCUUUAAAGAUUUAAAAUAGAGAUUUAGAAAGAUAAUUCCAGGAUAAAUCAAUUGAGUAUGAAAAAUUGCUUAAAAAAAAAUNUGAUUAAAUGAAGGAGGAAUUAGAAAUCUUGAUUGCUGAAAUUAAAUAAUUAUAAGAAUAAAAUAAUGGAUAUCGCUUAAGUAUUACUUAAUUGGAAAGUCAAACAAGAAAUAGUGUAGAAAAUGAUAGACAUAAGUUAUAAAUUAGAAACUUAGAAAAUACUGUAAAUCAAUUGAAUCAAUAGAUAAAUGCAUAUAAAAUAGAAACCAAAGAACUUGAACAAUAGGUGAUUUAUCAUUAGAACAAGAAUACCCAUGUUGAUUAUUAGGUUAGAGAGAAAGAUGAAACAAUUUCAAAGCUUCAAUACAAAUUAAAUAAUAUGGAAAAAGAACUUAGGGUUAUCUUUGAGGAAUAGUUAAAAAUAGAGAAAUAAGAUUGGGAUAGAUAAAAGUAAUAAUACAUAGAUGAUCAAUUACAAAAGAUAACAAAGAAAUAUGAAUCUGAAAUCUCUACUUUGAGGUAACAUUUUUCCUCUUUAGAAAUAGAGAAUUAAACUAUAACAAAAUAAUAUGAAAGAUUUAAAAAAGAAGGAGAUUUGAGUUUUUAAAGAUAAUCAGAAAAAGAAAAAAGUAGAAUUAUUGAACUUGAAAGAUAAAUUUUAUAAUUAGAGAAUUAAUAAUCUUUAUAGAAGAAAGAAUUUUCGUUGAAAAUCGAGGAAGCCAAUUAAUAAUCCAACCUCAAGGAGUAUUAUGAGGCUUAACUUAAGUAGAUUAAUGAGAAAUUACAAAGAGAAUAAAACUAAGUUAAAUAAUUGAAUGAUCAAUUGUUAAUCGAAUAAAAAAAGAAUAUAGAUUUAGAAACCAAAUAUUCUCGAGAAAUAAGAGAUAUUAAAUUAUAAUAAGAAAAAAGAAUUGAAAUUCAAUCAAAUACAUAAUUUUCAUUAGAAUGGGAAAAUCAUCAAAAAGACAUGGAAAGGUUGAGAAGAGAAUAUCGAUUGAUUGAAUAAGAAUAUUAAGAGAUGGAAGUUCAAGUGAAAUUAUGGAAAGAAAAGUUUUAUGAUGAAUAACAAAAGCAUUAAGACAUAAGGCAACAAUUAAUUGAAAUAAGAUCUUAAUACGAAUCUCAUACAAUUGUCAAUACACAAUCAGAUUAUGAUAAAUAAAGAAUUCAAGAGCUUGAGAUGGAAAUAAUUUAAUUAUCAGAAUAGAUAAGAUUAUUUUCAAUUAGGGAAGAAAAAUAUAAAGAAUAAAUUACAACUUACUCCAUGACAGUAGAAAAACAGAAAUCUAAUUUUGAUGAUUUGAAGAGAAUUAAAUAAUUGGAGUAUGAAAUUGAAUCUUUAAAGAUUUAAAAUAGAGAUUUAGAAAGAUAAUUCCAGGAUAAAUCAAUUGAGUAUGAAAAAUUGCUUAAAAAAAAAUAAGAAGUAAAACUUGAAACAAUAGAAAUUUCAUCGUCAUCUGAUAAACUAAAAAUUUAAGAAUUAGAAUCCUAAAUACAAUUAUUAAAAUUGUAGUUGUAAUAAUUAAACAGUUCUAAGUAAGAAGUGAUAAGAGAGACAAUAAGAGAAACAGUGCAAGUUAGAAGUUCGGAAGACAUCAAAAUGAUUGCACAAUUAGAGGAGGAAUUAUAAUUAUGGAAAACCAAAUAUUAUGAAUUAGAUAGAAGAAAGAAUUAAGUAGUUGUUGAAACUAUCAGAGAGGUCUAAUCCCUGGAGAGUGAUAAGUAAAGAAUAUAAGAAUUAGAAUAUUAGCUUCAAACCUUAUCCUCAAAAAAAUAAGAAGUAAUUAGAGAAUAUGUAACGGAAACCAUUGAAGUUCCAUUAGAAUCAGAUAAAUUAAGAAUAAGAGAAUUGGAAACUUAAUUGAGUAAUAUUAGAAGGGAUUAUCAAUUGUUAAGUUAAAAAAAAUAGGAGGUUAUUAAGGAAACAGUCACAGUUGAAGUUCCAAAUUAAGCAGACAGAUACAGAAUCUAGCAAUUAGAAUCUCAAUUAUUAUAAGUAAGAUAAGAAUUGUAAGUUGUAAGUCUCAAAAAGUAAGAAGUAUAAAAAGAAAUAGUGACAGAAAGGAUUGAAGUUCCUAUGGAAUAGGACAGAUUGAAGAUUAAUCAGUUAUAAGAGCAAUUGACAAGAUUACAAAGAGAUUAUUAGAUAUUGAAUCAAAAGAAAUAAGAGGUAAUAAAAGAAACAAUAACUGUAGAGGUUUCUUCUUAAGCUGAUAAAUUGAAAAUUUAGUAACUAGAAUCCUAAUUGUCUGAAUUAAAUACUCAGCUUUAAAUAAUAACAUAAAAAAAAUAGGAAGUGAUACGAGAAAUAAUUACAGAAAGAGUUGAAGUAUCUUCAGAAGCUGAUAAAUUUAGAAUUAGACAACUUGAAUAAUAGAUAGAAAGUUUAAAUAGGAAUUAUGAAACAUUGAACAAAAAGAAGUAAGAGGUAAUAAUAGAGAGAAUUACAGUUGAAGUUCCUAGUUAGGCUGAUAAAUUGAAGAUCCAAUAGCUUGAAAUAUUAGUUACCUAAUUAAGAUAAGAACUGUAGAUCUUGAGUUCAAGGAAAUAGGAAGUUAUUAAAGAGGUUGUAACAGAAAGAGUUGAGGUACCUUUAUAAGUAGAUAAAUUAAGAAUUUAACAAUUAGAGUAACAAUUGGAUAGUGUUAAACUAGAAUUAUAAAUUGUAUCACAGAAAAAAUAAGAAAUUAUAAGAGAGGUAGUGACUGAAAGAGUGGAAGUUAGUAGGGAGUCUGACAGAAAAAGAAUCUUGGAAUUAGAAUCGGAUUUAUAUAAAUUGUAAUAAGACUUUAUAAAUUUGAAUAAAAUCAAAUCUGAAGUGGUAAAAGAGACUGUUACAGUUGAGGUACCAUCAUAAGUGGACAAAUUUAGAAUUUAAUAAUUAGAAACUUAAUUGUCAUAAGUUCGAAGCGAGUUGCAGAUUGUAUCAACAAAAAAGUAGGAUGUCAUUAGAGAGACAGUAACAGAAAGAAUAGAAGUAUCCUCAGAGUAGGAUAAAAUGAGAAUUAGAUAAUUAGAAUAAUAAUUAAAUUAAUUGUAAUAAGACUAUUUCACAUUGAAUUAGAAAAAAUAGGAGAAAAUAAAAGAAACUAUCACUGUUGAAGUGCCAUCUGAGACUGAUAAAUAUAGAAUAAGAUAACUUGAAUCCUAAUUGUCAUCCUUAAAAGAAGAUUAUAAAGGCAUUCAAAUUGAAAAUCAGAAUUUGAAAAUUCAAAACAAAAGUCUUUAAACUACAAAUUAUGAAUACUAAGAUCAAGUGAGAAUAUUUUAGUCAAAAUUGGAUGAAAACUCAAAGUAGAGAUCUAUUGUUAUUUAAUUUGAGAGGAAGGAACAAGAAUUGUUAGAAUAGAUUUAGAGUUUAGAGAUUUAGAAAGUUAGAGAAAUAAAGGAAUUAAAAAAUUAGAUUGAAUUUAUGUAAAAGGAGAAUUAAAAAAUAAAUGAUAUGAUGAGAAUUAAAGUUGAGGAGAGUGAAUAGUGGAAAAGAAAAUAUUAAACAGUUUAAAGUGAAAUGUCAUCAAAUUCAAGUGAAGCAGAAUCUUUGAGAAUGUAAUUGAAAUCCUUGGAGUAAAGUAGGGAAACAAUUAAGUUAGAAUUAGAUAAAGUAAAUAAAAUGUACUUCUAAAGUUAAAAUGAAUAUACUUAAUAUAAGUCAAAAUGCAAUGAGCUUGAAUUAAGAAUUAAAUAGAUCAGUAGAGAGAAUCAGGAAUAUUAGGAGCGAUAUCAAUAAAUUGACUUUGAAAAAAUUAGCAGGUUGGAAUAAGAAAACAGAAGAAAAAUAGAUACUAUAUAACAAUUAGAAGCUUAAUUGAGAAAUCAAGUUUCCAUCAAAGAUCUCUAAAUUUAAAUAUCUAAUAAAGAUAAAUAGAUCUUUUAGUUAUAAGAAAGCAUUUCAGAAUUGCAAGCUACUAUUCGAACUCUGAGAUUAGAAAAUUAGUCUAUAUCUGAAUAAACAAAUAAAUAACAAGUUAUUGUUAGAGAAACAUAAAAGUAAUUUCAUUUAUAUUGAUUGAUAGCAAUUAAAAGAUAGUGGAGCUAGAGACAAGAAUAUAGGGUUUAAAUCAAGAAAUCUAGAGGCAGAUUCAAAUGAAGGAUUAGAUUUAAAUAAAGCAUGAUAAAUUGAUUGAGAGAGUAAGAUUUGAUUAAUAUUAAGGCCACUGAGUACGAAUCAGAAAUUAAUAUUCUUAGAAAUGAGUUACAAAAAAAAAGAUUUAGUUCAACGAAUAACGGACCUAUUGUUUCUAAAACAUUUGAAAUUCAUAAAAUAGGAGAAGUAGUAAAUAAUGGGACAGGAUUAGUUUCAGGAUUUAAUUUAGAAGAUACUAGGAAAAUAAAAUCAAUAGUGAGCACCCAAUAAUAUAAGUCUGAUAUAUCAAAUUCAGCAUCUGCCGUUAAGGAAUCUUAGUAAUCAAUGAAAUCAAAUUCGUAGGUCUAACCAUUUAAUCCUUUAAGAAGUGAUGUAUCUAUAUUUUAUUUAUAUAGUUGAUUAAAUCAAAGGCAUAAUUGAAUAGAAUGGACGAAAAAUCUUAUCAAUGA
Molecule: messenger RNA, 7055 nt
Organism: Paramecium octaurelia
Lineage: Eukaryota; Ciliophora; Oligohymenophorea; Peniculida; Parameciidae
Source: the annotation of a GenBank genome assembly